Molecule: messenger RNA, 3192 nt
Organism: Myotis myotis
Lineage: Eukaryota; Metazoa; Chordata; Mammalia; Chiroptera; Vespertilionidae
Gene: HES2
Product: hes family bHLH transcription factor 2
Exons: 4
Coding region: 83-580 (165 amino acids)
Biological process (GO): regulation of transcription by RNA polymerase II; regulation of neurogenesis; anterior/posterior pattern specification
Cellular component (GO): nucleus
Molecular function (GO): protein dimerization activity; RNA polymerase II cis-regulatory region sequence-specific DNA binding; DNA-binding transcription factor activity, RNA polymerase II-specific
Source: RefSeq, a predicted model, not a curated record
UAAAGCCAGGCACCUCCUUCCGCGCAGUCGGGCACCGGUCUCCCGAGCGCCGGCCCGCAGCGAGGCUGCCUCCCCGUCGAGCAUGGGGCUGCCUCGGAGGGCGCGAGAGCCGACGGAGCUGCGUAAGAGCCUGAAGCCGCUGCUGGAGAAGCGCCGCCGCGCGCGCAUCAACGAGAGCCUGCGGCAGCUCCGGGCGCUCGUCCUGCCGCUGCUCGGCCUGGAGAGCUCUGGCUGCUCGAAGCUGGAGAAGGCGGACAUCCUGGAAAUGACGGUGCGCUUCCUGCAGGAGCUGCCUGCGUCCUCCUGCCUGGCGGCGGCCCCCACGCCCUCCGACAGCUACCGCGAGGGCUAUGGCGCCUGCCUGGCGCGCCUGGCCCGCGCGCUGCCCGCCUGCGGCGCCCUGGAGCGUGCGCUGGGCGCUCGGCUGCUGGAGCACCUGCGGCAGAGAGCGGCCGGCGCCUCCCCCGACGGCGGGCGCCCUGAGGACUCGUGUGGGUCGCCCUCGCCCUCCGCACCGCCCACCCCCGCACCCUCGCCGCCUGCGUCUCCUCGCGGCCCUGGCCUCUGGCGGCCUUGGUAGCCCCUGGAGAGUCCACGGACGCCGCUGCCGGCCCUGGGGACUGAGGAAGCCUGGCGGCAGCUGCUUUUCCCACCAGGAGGGGUCAGCCACAGCCAGGACGCAGCCGGAUGUCUGUGAUCCGAGCGGUGGACUGCAGGCCUGGGGACUCAGCUGGAAGAAAUAAGGGGAGAAGCCCGCCUCACCCCCAACUGGAGGGUGUCUGGGCCGAGGAGAAGGGGCGAGUGGCUGCAGGGGAGGAGGCGCCCCCACCCCUGCUGGUGGAAGGCACACCUGUCCCCGCACUGGCCCCAAUCCAAGGGCUGGACCGAGCUCACCUGGGCAGACCUCACCUGAGCCAGGUGCAGCCAUCUGCUCUGGCUGGUCGCUGCCCUCCAGGCCCUUCUUGGGCCUGCCUCCUCGCCAGCUCUGCUGGGCAGCCUCUGCGCAGAUGGAAGCAGUGACCUGAGGGCUCUGCGGGCCUGGGAGCCAUCACCUCCACGCCUGGCUCUCUGGUCCAAAGCCUCCAGUGACAGGGCCUGGAGGCAGCCGGGCUCCGUGCUGUCUGGGCGGGGGCCUGGCUGGGUGGGCGUGGGAGGACUCAUUCCCCAGCAUUAGUCUAGCCUGGUUCAUGUGCCAGGUGUGAGAAGGGUGGGCAAGAAUGCGGGUGCCCUGCGGCCCCAAGGAGAUCCAACGCGGAGGCAGUGCCGGGGAGGUGAGCACGGCCAUGUCACCGCAGCAGGGAUUCAAGGGCAACAACAGGUGAAGGAUCAGGAAACACCUUUCCUCAUUUUCUCUUCACACCUGCUUCCGGCUGCUCUUCAGGUUUGGUCACUGGGAGUGACUUGUUCUUCAGACUUUUCUUUCUUCCCUGUGGACGUCAGGAGAGCCUGCAAAGCCUCAGGGAGGGGCCGUGGGUCCCAGGAGUGGGUGCCCAAGACACGGCGGGAGCCCCACUGGGCCCUGUUCCCAGCAUUUCCUGAGGAUCCGCUGAGCCUCCUCACGAAGAAGGGUCAGUGCCUCGUCCCACAGCCUGUGGAGGGACCAGGGCACGAGGGGUGGAAGGCGGAGCUGAUGGAGGGGGAGGGGUCACCAAACCCGGGAUGACCUCGCACCGAUUUGGAUGUCAGGACGUGGGAAGCUGUGGGUGUUAUUGAAGAAGUCACUGCUGCCUGGCAGUGAGCUCAAUGGUUUGGCACCACCCCAGCAGCAAGAGGUUGCCGGUUCAAUUCCUGGUCAGGGCACAUGCCUGGGCUGUGGGCUCCAUCCCCGGUAGGGGGUGUGCAGGAGGCAGCUGAUCGAUGUUUUUCUCUCUCAUUGAUGUUUCUAUCUCCCCCUCUCCCUUCCUCUCUCUCUAAAAAACAAUAAAAACGUUUUAAAGAAGUCACUGCUGAGACAGCUGGGUGAGCCCCCAGCAGCGUGUCCUGUCCUACCCCCUGUGGGUUUGGCAGACGGGACUGCAGCUCCUGGAGGGCAGGGUGGGGCUGAGUGCGCCUCUGUGUCUGCAAGGCCCGGGGCACACAGGGAGCUCAGGAAACACGGUGGGCUAACGAACAGGUCAUGUGACCAGACCACGAGGCACUGAGCCCUGGACAGCCUGGCCUUUGCCCUGACUCCCACCCAGGGCCCCUCAUACCGCUUAGAAGACCUGCUCCACAGGCCUGGGCUCCCAGGACAGAAGCGGGGGGUGGGUGUGAGAGUGGGGGCGGGUGUGAGAGCCAGCACGGAGGCUGGGCCUGCUCUGCCACUUCCUGCUUCUGAGCUCCGUCUGGGUCCCCGGCUCUGUGCCUCUCAGUGACCUCACCUCGAGCAGGCAGGGCGGAGGUGUGUAGACAGGCCAGUGACUCAGGGGUCAGGCGUUCCGGGCACUGAGCUGGGCAGCCAGCCCGCCCUGGCGGGAGCAGAGGUAUGCCCAGGCAGGUGAGGCUCUGGGCCCCAGACGAGAAGCCUGCUUCCCAGCAGGGAGGGGCCCGAGCUGCCCAGGUGCCUGGCUGGCACUCAGGCUGGGCUUGUGACACAGGGAAGCCAGCCUCCUCCACAGGCACCUGUGCACGCCUCCCUCCUGGCAGCUCCCCUGCUGUUCCCGGAGCCUGUGUGACGCCCCAGGUGAGCACAGGGCUGGGCGGGCCUCUCUGGUGCGGGAGGGAGGCUCCCCACUCAGGAGCAUCCCAUGACACUAAGCGAGGCCCACGUGGGGCCCAGUGGGUGGCCCUUUCUGAGAUGGUCCCAGGACUGACUGGCUGUCACGCUUGGUUGCAGGAAAGGGCCUGGGUUCUUAGAAACCAGUGGGUGACAGCCGGCACCUGGAGCCGCCUGGGAGCCUCAGGCUGGGGCCGGCCACGUCCCCCGGGGGUCAAGUCUCUUUUCCAUGAUCAGUGAUAAAGGCAGGUUGCCAAGGAGACUCCUCUAGGAAACAGCUACAAACCUCGGAGCCCAGACUCCGGCUGAGUCUCCCGCCGGGUCGUCUGGAACAGGAGCUGAAUGAACUGGGUCUGGGAAAGCCCGCGGCUCGGCAGAACCCUCCUGCCACAUCAGGGUGACCCCCGUGGAGCCGCUGGCGGGAGCCAGGGGCCCUUCCCCAUCCCCUGCAGCCACCUUCUCCCAACAUCGAGGCCAGAUUUAUUAAAAAAUUUUUU